GAUGGCUUUGUGCAGCCCCUUUCACACAACCCUUGGAAACAAACUUUUCCCCUGUCAUUGUUUUGUGUGAAAAGCACAGACACAAAAUGAUGAACUGGAGUUGCCGAUUAUUCUCUGAAGUGGAGCUGCAACAGAGGUGGAGCUGCACUUGGCCCCGUUCAUACUGCCCCUAGAGGUCGCUGCUUCUGUGUUGCUGUUCUGUGUGAAAAACACCAACACAAAAGGGGGCUCGUCAGUGCUAGCAAGCCUUCGGACUGGAGCGCCGUCCUCCGUGUUGGUGGGUCAGAGAUGGGCUGAGGCGGAGAACGGCGACCCCCAGGCAGCUCCCAGUGAGGCGGUUACCGAGCCCACAAACUCGGGAUUUCUUCCUCCUCUUCCCUUCCGCUCCCUCUGUUUUUGGCCCGUGCAGGCCAGGGAAUGUCCCGGCGGCGCCAUGCCUUACGUGGACCGGCAGAACCGCAUCUGUGGCUUCCUGGACAUCGAAGAGAACGAGAGCAGCGGCAAGUUCCUGCGGCGCUACUUCAUACUGGACACUCAGCAGGGGAGCCUAGUGUGGUUCAUGGACAACCCGCAGAAUCUUCCAGUGGGUGCCGACUGCGUGGGCUCCCUGAAGCUCACUUACAUUUCUAAGGUCAGUGAUGCUACUAAGCUGAGGCCAAAGGCAGAGUUCUGCUUUGUCAUCAAUGCCGGCAUGAGGAAGUAUUUCCUGCAGGCCAAUGAUCAGCAGGACCUGGUGGACUGGGUCAACGCUCUCAAUAAAGCCACUAAGAUCACGGUUCCAAAAGCAUCAGACGGCCAGCAGAACUCCGAGAACCACAAAUCUUUGCUGGACGCGGUAGGACCCAAGAAGCAAGUGUCUUAUAAGACUGAGAUCAUAGGAGGCGUCCCCAUUGUGACCCAGACGCAGCACGAAGGCGGCGAUGGCGCAGACAGAGCGGAGCGGGAGGCCAUGCACCGCUCGCACAGCCAGCUACCGUAUUUCCUAGCCAGGCCGGCCCAGGACAACACGGUCAUCAAGUCGGGCUACUGCGUCAAACAAGGCGCUGUGAUGAGGAACUGGAAACGACGAUAUUUCCUUCUGGAGGAAAACUCGAUGAGCUACUUCAAGUCCGAUCUGGAGAAAGAGCCGCUGAGGAUGAUCCCGCUGAAGGAGGUUCACAAAGUGCAAGAGUGCAAACAGAGUGACAUCAUGAUGCGUGACAAUCUGUUCGAAGUCGUCACCACAUCGAGGACAUUUUACAUCCAAGCAGACAGUCCAGAGGAGAUGCACAGCUGGAUCAAGGCCGUCUCGGGGGCCAUCGUGGCCCAGCGUGGGCCCGGGAGGUCCGCUGCCACAAUGCGGCAGGCCAGACGGCUGUCAAACCCCUGUAUACAGAGGUAUACGUCUCGAAUUGGGGAGUGCAGCAGCACGAGCACAGCGGCCGCUCCACAUUCUACCGCAGCUCUACCGCGGGCCCCCCAGUCCCUCGCUCGCCCGUAUCCGCCAUGCCACCCCGUCAGCCAGAGCGGGGGGCCGCCGUUGUCGCGUGCGGCCCAUGCCCGCAGCCUGGCGUGGGACAGCGAGCACUUCAUGAGCCUGCUGCCCCGGCCUACUCGCAGCCGCACGCCGGCACGCCUUUCCCUGCAGGAGGCCCGCUUGGCAAAGUGAGCGCCGGCGCCGAGGACGCGGAGGAGUCACCGUGGCGGCGGCGGAGCACCUUUGAGCCGUAUGCGCUCAAGCAGCCCUUGGAUUUGGAUGACGCCGACCUGCCAGUGAGCGAGGUCUGAGCCGAACUUGUAAUGAAAAAUGGCGGACACACACACACACACACGCAGAGGAAGCUUCGCUGGACUUUUAAAGCUCCUCGCCCGGUGCUGUCGGUGCUAACAGGAAAACAAAAAACAAAAAAAAAACAUGGGGUCAUCCACUGAACUGUGCUUGUGUCAAAAACGACCCAGUCUUCUCCACCCUCUCAUUUACGGCGACGAACGCGACUAUUUACCGUGACAUCACACAACUUUUGCUCGCCUCUCUUCGCCUCCCGCUAGCUUUAUCUGCACUUUUUAUAAGACUGACUAACAAGGUUUAGAGUUUGCAUCGCGUUACUUAGCCAAGAGUGCUGAUGCUCGCCAUAAUUGCACCCUAGAACAAGCAACCUGAGGUUUUCCCUCACCUAAAAAAAAACACACCAAUCGUGGAGUGGAACUCUUAAUUUAGACCUCCAUCUUGGAGGUUGCUUUACACAUAUCUACUUUAGUGCUCCUCAUCGGUCAAAUAACAUGAUUUUUUUUUUUUAUGUUGCCAGUAUUUGCAGCAGUCACAAAUGCACCACUAAGCCCGUCUUAUGGUAUCUUGAUUGAUUUAUAGCUCUUUGGCGGGGGGGGUUGAUGUGUGACUUCUCCACCAAAACAACUCUUGUUGAUGAGCUACUUAGCUUCCUGUGUAGAAGUAAACAGUGGCGAUGUCGACGUCCAUAUUGUCGUUGGAAAAGUAACUAAUUGAUGUGGAACAUCACUCACUUUUAAUGUAAACAGUAGCGAUGUCGACGUCCGUAUUGUUGUUGGAGCAGUAACUCACUUUUAAUGUACAAUAUGUAUGCUGUGAAUUUGUUGCCCAUAUUUGCUUUCUGGCAUUGUGACGCUGAAGCAUAAUUCUCCUUCUCGAGCGCUUCUUCCAACCUUUCUCGCUGUAGUAUCAGCCGAUAUUUUCAUACAAAUUAGAUAUCAUAUCAGUAUCUUGAUAUCAAUGCGAGCAUCAAGCUCAGUUUCUUUAUCGUCCAUGUUAUGCCGGAAGCUCUACUGAUGAGAAACGGGUACCGCGGUACGCACUUUUCAGUGACCACAAAGCAGCUGCACAUCACGCCAAACAGGAAACAAAACCAAAAUAAGAGCACAAAACAGGAAACAACCUGACAACUGUGGAAAAACCAAAAGUUAAGUCCGACAUCACAUGAAGUCCUAGCGUCCACACGCAUACUGAAAAAACCAAAGGAUGCAAGGCCACUUUUACCUUUAGAACAUGUAAAACCCAUGUAGAAAUGCAAAUACAUGUUUUACAUUUUAAGAAAAAAAACAACCUUAAUUUCAGCUUUGUGUCAUGUUAUUAGUAGGAACCUUUUAUUCUGAAAUUCAUUCAUUCAUUCAUUUUCUACUGCUUUUUCCUCACGAGAGUCGCGGGGAGUGCUCGAGCCUAUCCCAGCUAUCUUCAGGCGAGAGGCGGGGUACACCCUGAACUGGUAGCCAGCCAAUCACAGGGCACAUAUAGACAAACAACCAUUCACACUCACAUUCAUACCUAUGGACAAUUUGGAGUCGCUAAUUAACCUAGCAUGUUUUUGGAAUGUGGGAGGAAACUGGAGUACCCGGAGAAAACCCACACAUGCACGGGGAGAACAUGCAAACUCCACACAGGGUGGAAUCGAACCCUGUUUAUCCUAAAAUUACACUU
Doryrhamphus excisus (bluestripe pipefish) is the source of this 3427-nucleotide messenger RNA. The record is from RefSeq and is a predicted model, not a curated record. Lineage: Eukaryota; Metazoa; Chordata; Actinopteri; Syngnathiformes; Syngnathidae.